UGCGGUGGGAUUAAAUCUUUUUCCUAUCCAAACACCCCCCUUCAUUUGGGUUUACAGCUUCAUCUUGAUUUUUCUUCUCCUCUCGAUCCUUUCUCAGUCUGGCAUUCUGUGUUGAUUAAAAAUCCACCACCCGUGCUUUACUCAGUCAAUACCUUCAUUAUUUACCCGACAUGGAGCAAUUGUUGUGACAGUGGCCACUGGCGCCGAUGUAGACGGAGAGCUGCUCAUCACGUCGAAGAACGAAGAAGCCCCCCACCCACCAUCAUCCUCUCCCACCUCCACCGUCGCCUAUGUCUGGUAAGGUUCACCAUCUGACCAUCAUCUCUAUGCGUAGUCGAUUCCCAACUUCGACUGCAGAUGGUUUCCCACCGUAUCGAUGUCGGCUUCCAGACAUCCGGAUCGAAUUUUCCGUUUCCGACUCCAUCACCGCCAUCAGCCACAGCUACAAACUCCAUAGAUGACUUUCAAGCACCAAAGGAGCCAAAGAAAUUCGGUAUGUAGACCAACGUUUUCAUCGGCCUUCUUGCUCUCUUUCUACCACGUCCCUGCACCUUUUCCUUCCACCGUCAGCUUAGGGUUUCUUAAAGGAUGGCAAUCAAGCUCUACAGCUUUUGUUUGCUCUUCUAUUAUUGCAAUAAUGGCUCCCAUCAAUGUCAAUCUUCCCAAGAAAGAAGUCCCUCAAGUUACUUGUGAGUGUGAAAGACACUUUGGGACACAAUUUGGUGGAAUGGAUCAGAUUUUAUUGGGCAUAAAAUUUGGAAUGGAACCUGAAGAGGCAAUUUCAAAAGUGAAAACCCUUUGUGAUGUAGAAGCUUUAUGUGUAUCCUUUGCUGGGGCCCACGAGUCUUCCAACCCUACCCUUGCUGUUAAGGUAUUCAUUCGGCUACCAAAAAUGAUGGCAUGGCAUGAGUGUCACCACGUCAUCAUCUAACUCCUAUAAUAUAUUUAUAUUCGACGUUUGGCUUUAAACGGUAAAAAACAUAUAACUUGGUUACUAUCUUUGGUUAAAAAUAAAGUAUGUUGCUGUUUUUUACAUUUUACCCUUUUUUUACUAUGACGGGAAUAUCUGAAAGAGGAGCCUUAUACAGCUAAUGAAAUUGAGAUAAUCACCAGUAAAAGCUUGGAUUCCAUAAUUCUUGACUCCGCCUCUUCACUGGAUGUGAUAAAAGCUACCACGCAUUACAAGUUAUUCCAGUGCCUUCCAUGUGUACUCUGCAGCGAAACGUGUAUAUGCUUUCAAGGAUGCGGUGUCAUCAAAUUCUGAGAGAAGUUGAAGAAUCUUGACGAUCUUAAGAAUGACAAUCACCAUAGUUGCAGCGGGACCCCAGCCAGGGGCUCUGCCCCUUGGACCCCGCUAGGGGCGCUGCCCCUUUGGAAACCCCGGACCUGGGGGCGCUACCCUCGGGCCCGCGACUAGUCAUCGAACCGGCUUCUGACUCGAUCUUAUACAUGCGUGCAUUCCGCACAACCCCGUACAUAUAUUAGAGUACAAAUCAUGAAGCCCCUUAACUCACAUGUUAGUUCCAGUUACUUAAAAUGACAUGGUGACACUAAAAUCACCAACAGUUUAGUUUCACCAACCGAUUUCAAGGGUUUGGAUUUGUCAUUUUUGUUAGUGAAUAAGUUAUUAAUGAAAUGUAAUCUAAUGGUAAGUUGCAUUGUUGAGCUAGUGAAAGAUGACAAAUUCACA
This is a messenger RNA of Lactuca sativa (garden lettuce), 1690 nucleotides long. The record is from RefSeq and is a predicted model, not a curated record. Lineage: Eukaryota; Viridiplantae; Streptophyta; Magnoliopsida; Asterales; Asteraceae.